AUGAAUGAGGUGACUCACCAAAGGAUCAAGACAAAUGGGAUAUGGAUGCACAUAGCAGAGCAAGGGACAGGCCCUCUUGUGCUUCUCCUCCAUGGCUUCCCCGAAAUAUGGUAUUCGUGGCGCCACCAGAUUGGUUACUUGGCUAAGCAUGGGUACCAUGUUGUUGCUCCUGAUAUGAGAGGCUAUGGUGACACUGACUCUCCUCUGUGUCCUACCUCCUACUCUAUUCAACACCUUGUUGGAGACCUUAUUGGCAUUCUUGAUCAUUUUGGUGAACAAAAGGCAUUUGUAGUGGGUCAUGACUUCGGAGCCGUUGCAGCUUGGCAUCUGAGCCUGUUCAGGCCUGACAGAGUCAAGGCCCUGAUUGCACUAUCUGCUCCAUACUUUGAAAGAUCUUCAAGCACCAGGGAUUCUGAAUCUGUGAGGCGAAUUUUCAGUGACGGGUGUUACGUUUAUCAGUUUCAGGAACCAGGAAGAGCAGAAAAGUCGUUUGCAAGAUAUGAUUAUUUGACAGUGAUGAAGAAAUUCUUGCUGUACAACAAGACAGAUUAUUUGGUAUCUCCUCCUGGAAUGGAGAUCAUUGAUUAUUUGGAGACACCAGCUGUGUUGCCACCAUGGAUUUCUGAGGAGGACCUCCAAGUCUAUGCUGAAAAGUUUGAAGAAUCUGGCUUCACUGGUGCCCUCAAUUAUUUCCGUACAAUUGAGCUGUACUGGGAGCUCAUGGGACCAUGGCAAGGAUCAAAGAUAAGUGUUCCAGCAAAGUUGAUUGUAGGUGACAAAGACAUUGGCUUUGAAAUUCUGGGCACAAGGGAAUAUGUGAAAGGAAGUGUUCUCAAGAGUCUUGUGCCAGACCUGGAAGUCGUGAUUUUAGAUGGCCACCAUUUUAUCCAGCAAGAGAAGGCUCAAGAAGUCUCAGACGAAAUUCUUUCCUUCCUGCGCAAAUUUUCGACAUAA
This is a messenger RNA of Prunus armeniaca (apricot), 954 nucleotides long. NCBI's taxonomy places the organism in Eukaryota, Viridiplantae, Streptophyta, Magnoliopsida, Rosales, Rosaceae. The record is from the annotation of a GenBank genome assembly.